UGGCGCAAGGGCCGCCUUCGGCGUGCGGUGCGCGUGGCGCGGCUCCGGAAGCGGCGCGCGCGGCAGGGCGGGGGGAUGAGUGUGCUGUUUUGAGGGAGGCGGCUGAUUCCGGUCUGGGCAGCUCGGCGGGCCCCGGGGAAGCAGCGGGCCGGAGUCAUGAGCUACGAUCGGGCCAUCACCGUCUUCUCGCCGGACGGCCACCUCUUCCAGGUGGAGUACGCGCAGGAGGCGGUGAAGAAGGGCUCCACGGCGGUUGGAGUACGAGGAAAAGAGAUUGUUGUUCUUGGUGUGGAAAAGAAAUCUAUGGCAAAACUUCAGGAUGAAAGAACUGUGAGGAAGAUCUGUGCCCUCGAUGACAAUGUCUGCAUGGCUUUUGCAGGGCUCACAGCGGAUGCCAGAAUAGUUAUAAAUAGGGCUCGUGUGGAGUGUCAAAGCCAUAGACUUACUGUGGAGGAUCCUGUCACCGUGGAAUACAUCACACGUUACAUCGCAAGCCUGAAACAGCGAUAUACUCAAAGUAAUGGCCGCAGACCUUUUGGGAUCUCUGCACUUAUUGUGGGAUUUGACUUCGAUGGAACUCCCAGGCUCUAUCAGACUGACCCUUCUGGCACUUACCAUGCUUGGAAGGCUAAUGCCAUUGGGAGAGGAGCCAAGUCUGUGCGUGAAUUCCUGGAGAAAAACUAUACUGAUGAAGCCAUUGAAACAGAUGAUCUGACCAUUAAACUUGUCAUCAAGGCUCUUCUUGAAGUUGUACAGUCAGGUGGGAAAAACAUAGAGCUGGCCGUUAUGAGAAGAGAUCAGCCACUCAAGAUUUUAAGUCCUGAAGAAAUUGAGAAGUAUGUUGCUGAAAUUGAAAAAGAAAAGGAAGAGAAUGAAAAGAAAAAACAGAAGAAAACAUCAUGAUGAAUGAAAUCCAAUGGCAUAGCUGCUUGUUUUUAAUUCAAAUCAUGAGUUAUUCUGUACAGAGAUGUAGGCAUUCCAUUUAUUCAUACAUACUGUGCCCCUCUGAGACAUAAAAUAAACCUACUGAUUUUUUUUAA
Messenger RNA from Dermochelys coriacea (leatherback sea turtle), 1040 nucleotides. RefSeq names its product proteasome 20S subunit alpha 7 (gene PSMA7). Gene Ontology annotation, cellular component: nucleus; proteasome core complex; proteasome core complex, alpha-subunit complex. NCBI's taxonomy places the organism in Eukaryota, Metazoa, Chordata, Testudines, Dermochelyidae. Gene Ontology annotation, biological process: ubiquitin-dependent protein catabolic process. The transcript has 7 exons. The coding region runs from base 157 to 903 and encodes 248 amino acids. The record is from RefSeq and is a predicted model, not a curated record.